AUGGAUAUGAAUCAAUAUACUAUGAAUCCACCAGCAGAUAUUUUUGCAAGAUUUGAACAAGUUAACAACACAAAUCCAGUAUAUAAUGAAGCUUUAAGUACAAUAAAAGAGAAAAUUUUGACUAAAUUCAGAGAAGAAUUAGAUAAAGCUAAAUCAAAACAACCACCUGAUUCGGAAAACAUACAUAUAAGACGAUUCGAAUCUGCAGUUAAAUAUUUAUCCGAAGCAAUGAGAAGUGCUCUUGAAGUUGAAUUAAAAUAUUGCAAAGAUGAUAUUGUUCUUCGUAUUCGAGAUAAUGAAAAAAAAUUACAAAAUGCAUUUAGUAGUAGAGAUGUUAAAAGUAUGAAAAAUGUUCUUCUAGAAUAUCAAAGCUCACAAGGUAUGCAAUCUUUUAUCAAUAAAGGUGAAGAACUUGCUUUGAGACAGAUACAAGAAAUUAUUUUGAAAAUAAAUCAAAAUUUUGAAAAUUACGAAAUUAGAGAAGCAUUAACUAAUGUAAAAAAAUUAUGUGAUUACAAAAUUGAAUUGGAAGACGUUAUUGAUGAUAUUAAACGACCAUAUUCGGAAGUACAACUACGAAUAAUAAAAAUAUUUGAAGAUGCAUAUUUAUGUUUAAUGAAUCGAUUUUUAAAUCCUAAUAUAUCUAUGAGUGCAAAUGAAAGUAUUGCAGUAGUAGAGAAAAGUUUUAUUUGUUUGAUAGAAUUUAUGAAAUUUAAAGAUGAUCAUAACGAUCAAAAGGUUAUGAUUCAUAUACUUCCAGAAGAUUUUAAUGAAAAAAUCAACACAUUAAUUAGAAAAAUUAAAGAUUACUCGAGUGAACAUGAGAAAAAAUAUAAAAAUGCAUUAGAAAACAUUGAUGUCGUCUCUCUUGCAAAUACUCUCGAAUAA
This is a messenger RNA of Rotaria sp. Silwood2, 888 nucleotides long. NCBI's taxonomy places the organism in Eukaryota, Metazoa, Rotifera, Eurotatoria, Philodinida, Philodinidae. The record is from the annotation of a GenBank genome assembly.